Molecule: messenger RNA, 480 nt
Organism: Vicia faba (fava bean)
Lineage: Eukaryota; Viridiplantae; Streptophyta; Magnoliopsida; Fabales; Fabaceae
Source: the annotation of a GenBank genome assembly
AUGGCGGACGUCGCAGCGGCAAACUGGUCGUCGUUGGAGGUCUGUGCGCGGAGAUUGUCGCGCGGUCUUAUCGACAGUUUUCGGGGGAGGUCGUGUGGUCUCGGUCAUGACAGAGGUCGUUUGAAUCUGAAGCGGCGACACGGAGCGUGGAGCGAAGCGACGGGAAAUUGUCUGCACAAAGGCUCCAACAACCUUGCACCUCCCUCCUCACCAAUCAUCGCCAGACCUCCUCACCGGCCACCACCACCGCCGUGCGCUCAACCUCCCUCACCGGCCUCCGAUCGUGCUUCAUCCCUUCGUCCGUGUGCCUCGCCCUCCUCUUCCUCCGAUGGCAAUUCCGCAUCUCCGCUCCGGCUCUCUCCCGCCGAUCACUCCCUCACGAUUCCGGCGACAUCCUUUUCCAUGGACAUCACCAUCAUCUAUCAUCUUCUUCCUUUUUCAAGUGUUGCUUCAAGAGGUAACACUACUAACCUCCAUUAA